Messenger RNA from Colletotrichum acutatum, 827 nucleotides. RefSeq names its product acylphosphatase. The coding region runs from base 158 to 436 and encodes 92 amino acids. The record is from RefSeq and is a predicted model, not a curated record. Lineage: Eukaryota; Fungi; Ascomycota; Sordariomycetes; Glomerellales; Glomerellaceae. The transcript is spliced from 5 exons. Gene Ontology annotation, molecular function: acylphosphatase activity.
ACCAGGUUGGUUCCCGCUUUUUGUCUUUGCCCACGGCAAGCAUGUCGCAAGAGCUCGAGGGGGGGAGCUCCGAGCUACUUUUAACCUCUGUGCAUUCUCACUCUCUGAGCACUCACAACUUCAUCUACAGUCGUUGAAAAUCGGACCCGAAGUCAACAUGGCGAAGAGAAUAUACUUUCUGGCCCAUGGCGGUCAAGUACAAGGUGUCGGAUUCCGGUACUUUACGCAGAAGAGAGCCACCGAGUAUGGUCUCACGGGAUGGUGUCGCAACACUGAUAAUAACAAGGUCGAGGGUGAAGCGCAAGGCGACGAGGAUGCGCUGAAGAAGCUGCUCAAGGACAUUGACGAGGGACCGAGAUCAGCCAGGGUUGUCAAGCUUGACCAGGAGGAGAGAGAUCUUGUUCAGGACGAAAAGGACUUUGCGGUACGACGAUGAAUUAUCGUUUGAGUGACUUCUCUUCGAUGAACAAGGUUGGUAAGAAGACUAGGAUUGAGAGGGUAGGUGGUGAAAAGGGGCAGAACAUUGGCACGCUACCUUUAUUAUCGCUUUAGAGCCUAUGGCUGUGUCGUAACAACUUUCUUUGCCUGAAGGGAACCUUGCUUGCUCAGUAACACGAUAAGCAUGUCUCGAUGACACUAGACUUAAUACAGUAUCCACUAUAUUCACCGCAAAUGUAUGACUUGAGCAACGUGUUCUGCUUGUCGAUCAGGUAGAACAGAGACAGACUGGUAUGCUACAAGCCAAGCCCACGUUCCCCCCUCUCAGCUUGCUCUAGGGUCAAGACCGUUAGAACACGCGAAGGCAGAGCGCCCCAUUACCAAGUGCC